Molecule: messenger RNA, 1133 nt
Organism: Pistacia vera
Lineage: Eukaryota; Viridiplantae; Streptophyta; Magnoliopsida; Sapindales; Anacardiaceae
Product: protein ORANGE-GREEN, chloroplastic
Exons: 9
Coding region: 313-1002 (229 amino acids)
Source: RefSeq, a predicted model, not a curated record
AUCUUAAUUAAUAGAAACUCUGAACCUCUGAAACUUGUUCCUACUGACGGAGAGAAAUUAGGAAUAUGAUGAUGUUUUGCUUGAGCAGAGCUUUGGCGAUUUCUUAUCCAUCGAAGCCACUCCACCCCUACAAUCACGGUCAUAUCGACUCGGAUCAUCCAUGUAAAUCGGAGAUUAAGGUCGAACUGGCGAUGUAUGGCGUCAGAACCUGAAUCUCUCUUUGGCGCCAUCAAUUGACGCUGAUUCCCUGAUAGAAGCGCUGCCAGAUUUUGUAUCAUAGAAGGGCCGGAAACUGUGCAGGACUUUGCAAAAAUGGAACUGCAAGAAAUUCAAGACAAUAUUCGUAGUCGUCGCAAUAAAAUUUUCCUGCACAUGGAGGAGGUUCGCAGGCUGAGGAUACAACAAAGAAUUAAAAAUGCUGAACUUGGUAUGAAGGAAGAGCAAGAAAGUGAACUUCCUAACUUUCCAUCAUUCAUCCCAUUCUUGCCUCCUUUGAGCUCAGCCAAUCUGAAGGUCUAUUAUGCUACUUGUUUUUCUCUCAUUGCGGGUGUAAUUAUUUUUGGUGGCCUUCUAGCACCCACUCUGGAGCUGAAGCUGGGGAUUGGUGGCACAUCUUAUGAGGAUUUUAUCCGUAGCGUUCAUCUCCCAAUGCAGUUGAGUCAGGUUGAUCCUAUAGUUGCUUCGUUUUCUGGUGGAGCAGUUGGGGUUAUUUCAGCCUUGAUGGUAGUUGAAGUAAACAAUGUGAAACAGCAGGAACAUAAAAGAUGCAAAUACUGUCUUGGAACUGGGUAUCUUGCAUGUGCUCGGUGUUCCAGUACAGGGUCACUCGUUCUUAUAGAACCUGUCUCCACUGUCCAUGGUGGAGAUCAACCCCUAUCAGUGCCGAAAACAGAAAGAUGUUCGAACUGUUCAGGAUCUGGAAAGGUGAUGUGUCCCACAUGCCUUUGCACUGGAAUGGCAAUGGCAAGUGAACAUGAUCCACGUAUAGACCCCUUCAUUUAGAGGUUGCAGAGUACAUACAACGGAAUAUUGGCAUGUUGCUGGGCGACAUGGUGAUAAUCCUCUCUAAUCACAGUGAUUUGUAGUGUUCUAUCAAACGAGAAGCAUGGAGACGUGAUGUAGGGGUCUCGGUG